Messenger RNA from Xyrauchen texanus (razorback sucker), 3888 nucleotides. Its product is annotated as syntaphilin-like. Gene Ontology annotation, biological process: neuron differentiation. The coding region runs from base 325 to 1956 and encodes 543 amino acids. NCBI's taxonomy places the organism in Eukaryota, Metazoa, Chordata, Actinopteri, Cypriniformes, Catostomidae. Gene Ontology annotation, cellular component: mitochondrion; cytoplasmic microtubule. The record is from RefSeq and is a predicted model, not a curated record. The transcript is spliced from 5 exons.
UCCUUCUCCUUGUUUUUGUGGUCUCUGUACCUUUAAGACUUGCCGUCGCAGCAUCACGCAGAUGCACCGUCUGUGUUUCUGCGGGGUUCGUGCGCGCUCUCAUCAGCAGCACCCGACCGUCUAUCGACGAGCGCAAAUUGACGCCGCGCGUAUCACAGGGCCGCGCGCAGGGUACAGCUAACAUCCAUGAACAAACUUCACUGGGAUACUGCAAUGGAGCAUCGACGCCAAAACACAGGCUAGUGAUUUGUCCUGAGAGAUUCUUGUAACUGUGGUGUUACAAAGUGGUACUGUGGAAACAGACGUGAAAGGCAGUCUAUACUCAUGUCCCUUCCAGCUAACAGAAAGCCAUCUGCUGGUUCUCGCAGAAAGCCAACGGCCCCAAGCAGCACUCGACACUCGCAUGUCGACCUGUCUGUACGUAGCAGUUACUCAACAAAAUCCUGCAAGGGCACAGAGAACAAAACUGUACCACGCUCCAACCCAACCACACCACGACGACAGGUGAAGUAUGCAGCCUGUGGUGAGAAUCACGGGAUCCGUCCGCCUGCCCCUGAACAGUAUCUCACUCCACUGCAGCAGAAGGAAGUGUGUAUUCGUCACUUACGAGCUCGGCUGAAAGAGAAUGUGGAGAGGCUUCAGGACCGAGACUCUGAGGUUGAGGAGUUACGGAUGCAGCUGACUCAGAUGCAAGAGGACUGGAUUGAGGAGGAAUGUCAUCGCAUUGAGGCCCAGCUGGCCUUAAAAGUGGCCCGGAAGGAGAUCCGGCAGCUUCAGCAGGCUGUGGAAACCGUACAGUCCAAUAUAGGGGUCCAUGAGUCAGAACAACAGGACUGUAAGUCUGAAGGUCUGGGUGUAGGUAGGGUGGGGUCACGGUUUGGGACGUCUAGGUCUUGUGGCUGCUCUCCGGCCCAUACCAUGAGUCGCAGUGCCACCUACACCAGACUAAGAAGUGAGACGUCACCUGGCACCACUGACCAUAAUGGAAACAUACAUUAUGACCAGUGCAUUCCUCCCAACAGAGAGGCGAUGACAUUACCGAGAGGUGAUGGGCAUACUCAUCUACUUUUAGAAGCAGCUCUUCUGUCUGAGCAAGUCCCACACGCACCGCUAUGCUUCGCCUUGCCACGCUCCUCAACCUGUGAGAGAUUGUGUAGCGGAGAGACGGUGUUGCCCGUUAGUCGAUCUUGCCAUGCUGUGAACAACUGCAGCUGUGGUCCACACACCUACCUCCCUCACCACCAUCUGUUUUUGCAUCUCCCACAGGAGGAAGCACCUCCACCACCUCCUCAACCGACCCCACCAACAGCACAAACUGUUGCAUCAGAGGUCAGUGACAGGCCAGGAUUCCGAUCACAGGCUUGCAGCCCAACCAUAACUUGGAUCUCUGAAGAGGGUGGAGGCGAGAAUCUGAGCAUCAUCACUUCAACAACUUACGCACCAGAUGUUACCCUAGCAGAGCCGCAGGUGUUUUCGCCAUCUUCCACUGCUACCUCCCCGGCUCAGAUGUCUUACAUCACAGAACCUUUACCACUAGACAACAUCAUUGCAUUUACAUCUUCAACAAUGACGCCUACUGUGUUGACCAAGCCACAGGUUCAGCAACCUUGUCCCAGAUCGUCACCACCUCUAGAGUCGCCGCCACAGGAGGCAACGGUAGUAAAGGUCAAUGAUGAUGAUGGAGUGGGUGGCGCUUGUGCUGCGGACGAGGAAGGAGAAUCAGCUCAUCCUGAGAGGAGUCACUGGAGCCGCUACUUCCUGAUUGACCUGUUAGCAGUGGCUGUUCCUGUUGUUCCGACACUAGCAUGGCUUUGCCGAGGGGUACAGAAUGAAGGUAUGCCCAUGUACAACAUGGGCUCCCUGCUUCGCGGCUGCUGUGCUGUUGCACUGCUCUCUCUAAGACGAGUCGGCAGGGGCCGUGGUCCCUCAGGAACAGAAAGAGCGACACCUAUUUAAAACUCUAGCUUUGCUGCACCAUCAAAAACAUUUAUCUUUAGUGGACUCUUUGUCCUUGGUCUCCCAGCUAGGUAAUAUUUUUAACCAAGGAGGCUUACAUCUGUUACACCAAUGCUCGUUUGGGACAAAGAUUUUAGGAAUGUGGCCCUAAUUUGCACAGACAUUGACAAGUUUCAAGGCUCUUGCUCGUUUCCACCUUUUGUAUUCCUUUUUCCUUUUAGGCCCCUCUUAUCUGCUCAAUUUCCUCCCAUUCCAGGCUGAAACUGAGCAGGCAGUACAUACACAAAAAUAGCUGUAAGCAGCCAUGAGUGGAAUCCAAGCUGACCAGAGAAGCAGAAAAACUCUAUAUUGGAUAUGGAUGUAGACUCAGCUGGUCAUUAUUGCAAAUAAACCCUGACAGGGUGAUCCACGAAGCCCUCAUAGAGGUCUUUUAUCACCAUGACAGUGUUUAUUUUUGUGAUUAUGACUAGCUGACUGUAUAUUAUUUGGCUUAUUAGAAGGUUACCAAAUAAAUGGAACCAUCAUUUCAACCUUAAAUUAUUUCAUUAUUUAUUUCAUGUUUUGCAGAGAGCUAAUUCUGUUAAUUUGUUGCACUCCCCCUACUGGAUUAUGAUAUUACAUUUACUGUAAUCUCUCAGCAUGUAACUAGGUGUGUCACAUAGACAUGGGUGCAGGAAGCCAAUUUGUUCUUCAAAUGUUAUGUAUGCGACCGCAGUGCCAGUCCAUGCCAUUUAAUUGAAAACUCUGGUAAAUGUUAAUCAUAGGUUUACAGUUAUAGCUGAUUAUGAAAGGACGAAUAAUACUGAGAAUAACCUGUACAAGCAAUAGGGACCCCUGCUUGGACCUCUAGAAAUUAUUAUACCUCACUCAGUACAUAGAAUAUACAACUUUUAUCAAGUAUUAUUACGUGAAACUUAACUGUGGAGUGUUGUUUGGGUCAUUGUCAUAAUAUCUGUGCUUCUAAACAACUGUGCUUCUAAAUAUGAGCUAAGAGAUUCGUCAAACUGCUUUAAAUUGCAUUGUUUGCAUAAGAAUUAUGAAAUGAUUUGAUGUUUGGAGAAUGUUGAUUAAGUUUGUUAAAAAAAAAAAUCAAAUUCCAGUGACAACUCUACUGGAUAGUGAUUUAAUGUUAUUAAGUGGAAGAUUAUUUUUGGUUCUUUUGAACUAUCUCAGGUGGAACUCAGGUGGAAAGUACAGACAGAUGAUGCAAAAUCAAUGGAAACUCAUGUUAAAAGACCCAUUAAGUACAACACAAAGGUUUUUUAAGUUAGACACAACUCUUGUAAAUGUGUACUGUCAUAAUGGCCUCCCGUUUUUAAUCUCAUAAAAUUCAUUACAACUGUUCACUUCUAAACAGAUGGGUAUUAGCUAUUGCAUGCAUCCAAGUUCAGUGUACAAUUAGUGAAAUACUUAUGCAGUUAACUUGUACAUUCAUAAAGCUAUGCUUUUGUUUAUUUGAGGUAGCACAAAGGUAUUAAAAACAAAAAAGGAUAAUCAUUGCGUUCCAGUAGAUUAUUGUAAGGGCUGGUUUGAAUGCAUGUUAGAUCAAGAAUUCCUUGUAGUUAACCAACAGUACACUUACGGGUUAUAUUUAUUUUAGAAACAUAUCACUGCAAAAUAUGAUUGCGUCUUUAGACAGAGCUCAUCAACAUUUGGCUCAUUCAUUUUGAUUUUGUUCAAUUGCCCCAUGAAAAUAAAGUGUUUCAUCUAAAUUACAAAGUAUCGGUUGCGCUGAUUAUUUUUUUUUACAGCAUCCUUACCAUGCCGAUGAUGCAGUGUGGGAUUGGGACCCGUAAGAUUUUGCUGUAGGCGCUAGUCAUUGUCGUGGCUGGUUUCAAAGAUCUACAGUACUUGGAAUAGGUUGGUUUUUUUUGCUUGUUAUUUCAAUGUGUCAUGCCUGAUUUAGGACAUGGUUUAAUAGUUUGUUACCAU